UGUCAAUGUCAAAAACUGAAUCAUAGUGUUUCCAAAAAAAUAAGACUUGUUUAAAAUUAUCUUUUAAAAUCUGAUAAAAUAAUUAUUUUGAUAUGGAUGAUCCUGAACUUGAACGAAUUCGGCAGCAACGCCUUGCCCAAUUACAAGCACAACAUGGGGGUACAGGAGAUCCUAAUCAAGCUAAAGCUCAAGAAGAAAAGAUGAGAGCUAUGGAAGAUGCAAAACAUUCGAUUUUGGCACAAGUGCUCAGUCAAGACGCAAGAGCCAGAUUGAACACAAUAAAGCUUAGUAAGCCAGAAAAAGGAGCUAUGGUUGAAAAUAUGAUAUGUAGAAUGGCACAGAUGGGACAAUUAAGCGGGAAAAUAUCGGAAAGUGAACUAAUUGAAUUGUUACAAUCUGUGAAUCAACAAAUGCCGAAGACAACAAGCACUGUCAAGUUUGAUCGCCGUAGAGCCGCUCUGGAUUCGGAUGAUGAUGAUUUCUAGCAAACGGAGAGAUCUUAUUUUUGUAAAAGCUUUCAGCUGCUUAUUAUGUGAGCUCAGAACUACUCUUACUUUUGAAAGCUAAUGGUGUCUGAUUAGUCUAAGAAAGUGUUAAUAUGUUUGUCUCAAUGUAACACAUUAAAUUGAUUUCUCUCAUGUA
Messenger RNA from Papilio polytes (common Mormon), 642 nucleotides. RefSeq names its product programmed cell death protein 5 (gene PDCD-5). The coding region runs from base 93 to 485 and encodes 130 amino acids. The record is from RefSeq and is a predicted model, not a curated record. The transcript is spliced from 3 exons. Gene Ontology annotation, molecular function: DNA binding. NCBI's taxonomy places the organism in Eukaryota, Metazoa, Arthropoda, Insecta, Lepidoptera, Papilionidae. Gene Ontology annotation, cellular component: nucleus; cytosol.